Molecule: messenger RNA, 1137 nt
Organism: Closterium sp. NIES-65
Lineage: Eukaryota; Viridiplantae; Streptophyta; Zygnematophyceae; Desmidiales; Closteriaceae
Source: the annotation of a GenBank genome assembly
AUGAUCCAGGUACAGCGAUUCCAUGAGAGGAGGGAGAGGGGGAGAGGGGAGAGGGGGAGAGGGAGAGGAGAGGGGGGGAAAAGGGGAGGGGGCAGACAUGGUCAGGGUGAGAGGGGAAAGAAAGGGAGAGGAAGCGAAGGAGGGAAGAGGGAGGGGGACGUGAGAGGGGAGAGCAGCCUCCAUUGCCCCGCUACUCUGCCAUCACACGCGCUCUCCCUCCUGUUUCUGAUGCGCCUCAAAAUCGCACACGCUCCCUCCCUCAUGUCAUCCAUCCUGUUUCCCUCCCUCAUGUCAUCCAUCCUGUUUCCCUCCCUCAUGUCAUCCAUCCUGUUUCCCUCCCUCAUGUCAUCCAUCCUGUUUCCCUCCCUCAUGUCAUCCAUCCUGUUUCCCUCCCUCAUGUCAUCCAUCCUGUUUCCUUCCCUCAUGUCAUCCAUCCUGUUUCCCUCCCUUCCUCCUCUUUUCCACCCUUCCCGCUGCACCCUUCCUCACACGUGGGAGCGUGCAAAGCUCGCUCAAACGCUCGAUCGAGUGGUGGUCGCGACGGACGACGAGAGAAUUGCUAGCUGCUGCCAGGGAUUCGGUGCUGAGGUCAUUAUGACGUCAGCAGCUUGUGGAAACGGUUCGGAGCGGUGUGCCGAGGCAGUGGAGAGGCUCAAGGGGCAGUGGGACGUGGUGGUCAACAUUCAGGGUGACGAGCCUCUCAUCGACCCGGCCACGAUAGAUGCCGUGGUUAUAGCAUUGCAGGAAGCACCCGAGGCGGUGGCAGCGACAGCAGUGGCAGACAUAAAAGCAUCAGCGGCGCCCGAUCCGAACCGAGUCAAAUGCGUGGUGGACAGCCGCGGCUUUGCACUCUACUUCUCACGAGCGCUCAUUCCCCACAACAGGGACGGUGUGCCUCAUCCUGGCUUCCCAUACAUGCUGCACCUGGGCCUGCAGGCAUACGAUGCGGCCUUCCUAGCACGGUACAAGGCGAGUGAGGCAGGGAGACUGGAGGAGGAGGAGCAGCUGGAGCAGCUGCGGAUACUGGAGCAGGGCUGCAAUGUCAAGGUGGUGAAGGUGGCGCAUUCAGCUCACGGGGUGGACGUGCCUGCUGACGUCAAGAGGAUUGAAGACCUGCUGCUGAGAGGAGGGAGAUGA